UGCUUCAAGUACUCCAGAUCUCAACUCUCUCAAGAACUCAACUCCUUCACUACCCAGAUCUCUCUUUUUUCUAUUUCUUUCUUUCUUGGUUUCGGUUUUGUAUUCGGAUUCUCAAAAGAUAAUGGAGUCGGAGCAGCACUUGAAGCGGAAGAGAACGUACAGGCCUUACUCCCGAGCUCAGUUUUUGUCUCUCAGGUCCUUCAUAUUGUGCCUUUCUUUCUUCGCUUUCCUCAUGUUCUUGUCCUCCGAAUGGUUCCCAAUCCGAACGGUGUCGUUCCACCCCGUUCUCACCGUCCCAAGCAUUUCAAUCCUGUCCAAAACUUCCUUUCAAGAUUCUUUUCAUGGUAAACUAAGGCUGCCUUUGAGAGUUGAUGACCGUGUUUUGUUCCCCGAUCACUUGCUCUUGCUUGUAUCCGACAAGAUCCAUGAGGAUGACAAGUUGGACUGUGUUUACCACAAAGUUUUGAAUGACAAGGAUGUCGUUCGUCGAAGGGUUUUGUCUGUUGACGAAUUCGAUGGGUUUCGAUCGGUUGUUAGGUGCCCUAUUCCUCCUUGGAAUUACACGGCUGCCGCGGGUUUGAUGUGGAGAGGAGAUGAGGUUGAUGAUUAUGGGUGGUCUUUCAGGAGUAAUCGGACGGUUCAUUCAUGGGACAGAUUGGUUUAUGAAGCGGCAUUUGAUGGGAAAACCGCCGUUGUUUUCUCUAAAGGGUUGAAUCUUCGACCGCAUAAAGAAUCCGAUCCUACUAGGUUCAUGUGCCAAUUUGGUUUGAAGAACCGGGAUGAUCAAGAAGAUAGAGGGUUUGUGGUAAUGACUGGAGCAAUAGUGGCUGCUCAAGAGGUUGUUAGGUGUUCAUUGCCGAGGAGUAUAAGAAAUAAUCCGGAUUCCGCCCAGGGAAUUCGAGUUACUAUUGUACAUCACCCAAUGCCAUCGGCAGCUAGAACUCGCAAUUCCAGAUCCUAUCAGCACGGGAGGAAUCAGAGAAGGCAUAAGGAGAAUGUACCUAUGCCUUCUGUGGCUAAACUAUACAAUCCUACUUCCCACCAGACAAAAAGGAACCAGGGGAAAUUCGAGCUCUGCGCCUGCACUAUGCUCUGGAACCAAGCACCGGCACUGCAGGAGUGGAUUAUGUACCAUGCCUGGCUCGGAGUUGAACGCUGGUUCAUUUAUGACAAUAACAGUGAUGAUAGAAUUCAAGAAGUUGUCGAAGAACUUGAUUUUCAAGACUAUAAUGUUAGCAGACAUACCUGGCCAUGGAUUAAAACUCAAGAAGCAGGGUUUUCACACUGCGCUUUGAGAGCAAGAAAUGAGUGCAAAUGGGUAGGAUUCUUCGAUGUCGAUGAGUUCUACUACUUCCCUUAUCAUCACAGGAGAGGUUUACGGGGUCAGAACUUACUAAGAUCCCUAGUAGCAAAUUAUUCUUGGUCACCUACGGUUGCAGAGAUACGAACAGCUUGUCACAGCUUUGGACCAUCUGGAUUGAGCUCACCUCCAUUGCAAGGAGUAACUGUAGGUUACACUUGCCGGCUCCAAAGCCCUGAGCGACACAAGUCCAUCGUGCGCCCUGAUUUUCUCAACGAAACUCUUCUCAAUGUGGUGCACCAUUUUCAGCUAAAAAAGGGAUUCAGGUACCUGAAUGUUCCAGAAAGUUCUAUCAUAAUAAACCAUUACAAGUACCAGGUAUGGAAGACCUUUAGAGCAAAGUUCUUCAGAAGGGUAGCAACUUAUGUUGUUGACUGGCAAGAAAACCAAAACCAAGGGUCGAAGGACAGAGCCCCAGGGCUUGGAACCGAGGCCAUUGAACCACCGAAUUGGCGAAAACAGUUCUGUGAAGUGUGGGACACCGGUCUGAGAGACUUUGUCCUUGCAAAUUUAGCUGAUCCUGCCACUGGAACCUUACCCUGGGAGAAGCCUCUUCUGUAACAAGACCAAAUACGGUUGCUCCCAAGCUUGGUGCCCACGGAAAACACAGUAAUGACCACGACAAAAUACAUUCUUUCCAUUUUUCUUUGGUAUUUUUAUCUGAUUUUUUUAGAUAUGAGAUCAAUUGAUUAUAGGUUCUUAACACAGCUGUAAAUUUUGUGAUGAUGAAAUAACAUUUUUUCCCAUCUCUUUCAUCUC
This is a messenger RNA of Hibiscus syriacus, 2119 nucleotides long. Its product is annotated as glycosyltransferase family 92 protein RCOM_0530710-like. Lineage: Eukaryota; Viridiplantae; Streptophyta; Magnoliopsida; Malvales; Malvaceae. The record is from RefSeq and is a predicted model, not a curated record. The transcript has a single exon. The coding region runs from base 122 to 1921 and encodes 599 amino acids.